Molecule: messenger RNA, 231 nt
Organism: Neurospora tetrasperma FGSC 2508
Lineage: Eukaryota; Fungi; Ascomycota; Sordariomycetes; Sordariales; Sordariaceae
Exons: 1
Coding region: 1-231 (76 amino acids)
Source: RefSeq, a predicted model, not a curated record
AUGGCGGAAGGAGAACUAAGCCCUGCUGCCCAGACGGAGCUGCAAGGAACCACCUUUGGCCCCGACCCGGCUUUACGCAUCGAUGCAUACACCUUAAAGGUGUGCAUCGAGCGACUCUCCGAGCAAUGGGGGGAAGUGCGGAUCACUGAACCCUUUUCGAAAAACAGGGCUUUCCCACUAUUCUACCCAAAAGGGGGGGGGGGGGGGGGAAGCCAGCAAGUACAUCUCUGA